Molecule: messenger RNA, 6180 nt
Organism: Eimeria mitis
Lineage: Eukaryota; Apicomplexa; Conoidasida; Eucoccidiorida; Eimeriidae
Source: RefSeq, a predicted model, not a curated record
AUGGAGCUGCCGCCGGUGCCACCUGAAUUUGAUGCUCUUGCGGACGACUUCAUUUCUGCCCUCGGCCCUAAUGAGGAGCGGUCGAGGGUUCGGGCGGAGGCAUUUGAGCACCUUCGCGCUGCCAUUCUCGAGGCCUUCGCAGAUUUUAGGGUCCUGUGGCGGCAGCAACAGGAGUUGCAGGAGCAGCAGCAACACGUACUGCGGCAGCACUCACAGCAAAGUAGGGAGGAAGAACAGCAGGGACAGCAAGAGCAGAAUCCUUCGCUCUCGCCGGAGCAGUUGCAAGAGGAACGGCCGCCACAGGUGACGCUACGGGAAGGGCAGUGUGACGGUCAGCAGCAGCAAGAGCCGCAAGGAGAAAACCCAACAGGCAGUCAGGAGCAGGAGCCCUCUAGAGAGCGACACUGCUUGGAGUCAGAUACAGUGGAUCUGGCUCCCGAGGUUCUGGAGCGUGAGCAUGAUGAAGAGAAGAAACCGCAACAAGAAAGUCAACCUCAGCAGCAGCAGGAACAACAGGAGCACGAAAGGCGUCUCUGCAGAGGAACUUUAAGCUGCUGCCGCGCGCGCACUGACUCGCCCUCUUCUUUUUUCUCGGUUUCUUCAUCCCCUUCACCCACCGCCGCAGGAGCAGCGUUAAUGGGAGCAGCUGCAAAAGUUGCAGCACCAGCUCCUGAGUGGCGCCAAGCACCAUCGUCGUCGUCCAGUUUCGAGGUCGAGAGGGCAGCCCUGUUUUCUUCUUCACUGCAUGCUUCGUCGAAUGAACCCAGCAGUAGCAGCAGCCGUUUAAGCCCUAGCGCCGCCCAGGCGCACGAGAACAGCAGCGAAUGCAACGUAUCAAGCGGCAGCAGUAGCAGCAGCAGCAGUACUAAUAGCAGCAAGAGAACAGCAGCGAAUGCAACGUAUCAAGCGGCAGCAGUAGCAGCAGCAGCAGUACUAAUAGCAGCAAUACUGGCUCUAGCGACCCUAUCAGCAGUGUGCGAUGCCUGUCCGACAUAUACGGGGGUGGUAGAGGGUGAAGAAGAAAGCGAAGCUUUUCUGGUGUAUCUCCACCUCAGAUUUAGACGAGGUGACCUGAAGGUUGAAUCACGGAGGGAGGCCUCAGACCCAGCCAGUGGGGAUCCCGUCGGAACAGGGAGCCCUCAGAGCACUGGCUCUGGCACACGGGGCUCCAGGGGGCCUCGCAUUCGGAACGUACACUUGGUGAAGGCAGACGUGAAGAUUUUGAAGCUUGAAGUUGACAGUCUGGCUGUGGAUUUGUCGGUUAACAAAGUGGGAGGCUGCUGUUCUUUAGUCCUGCUUGAACUCCUCGAUCGUCGCAUUGGGCGUUUUCACCUCUUUAAGCGCUCAGUGAUUCUCGUCAAGAGUGAGAUGGCGUACGAGAGUCAUUUACUUGGAAGCCGAUCUGGCCUAUUGGCAUCGUACUGCCUGGAGGUGCUGGUUUGGCAUCUGUUUUCCUGUCUCCCGCCAUCAAAGCUUAAAAGUCCCCUUCAAGUCCUUCAGGCAUUCCUCUCCUACUUUUCUAGCUUUGAUUGGGCAGCAUUUGCUGCCACUGCGGCGGGGCCUCUUCCCUUGUGGUUGUUGCGCCUCGCUAACCAGCAACAGCAGCAGCACAUGCUGCUCCUACAACAGAUGCAGCAGCAGGGAUGUGAGCCGCAGCAGCAACAGUUGCAGCUUCAACAGAUGCCAUUCUUGAAUGAGCUAAUAGAGAUUUCAGAGCAGAGCAGCGGCAUCCAGAGAGACGGUGAUCCGCGACUUGAACGUCUGGCAUUCGUCUCUCAGCACAUCCACCCUGAUAGGGGAUUCUCGAGGGAAACUGUCACGGUACACGCUUGCAAGUGCAUCGCGAACUUUGCCUUUGUAGAAGAAUGCAGGAGACGGUUCCGCAUGUGCUAUGGAGGCAUGGGGGGCCCGUCGCGUUUUUCAGGGACUUCCCGGAGCGGGCCGGCUUUUGGAAUGCCAGAACCCAGCUCCCCCACUGCUCAUCACAGCAGCGGCAAUUGCGGUGGGCGCGGCAGCGCCCCAACGACACCAAUGAGCCGUUGGUCUCAGCCAAGCGGGCGGGGCUCUUCUGGGGGUCCCUUUGUUCCUCCUUACCAUUCGCGUCCGGCGCCUCGUUCUGGCAGUGCUGGAGCUUUUACACUUCGUUGCAUCAAUGUAGUGGAUCCUCUUUUGAAUACAAACAAUUUGGGUCGAAGUGUUAGCGAGCCCGCCUUCAUUAGGCUGGUGGAUGCUCUAAAGAGGGGACAUGCCACUCUCACGGCAGUGCUGCAACGGGGCGACAGAGGGGCCUUUCAGUCCCUGGUGUUUAAGAACACCUACAACUAUCUCCAGAGGCUUCGACAUGAACAAACGCAAGAGCCGCCGAUCAGGCCGCUAAUCCUCCUCAGACUCAACAGAGGGCCCUCACAGUAUCCUCGGGCGGCCCUCGAAGAUGACAGGGUACCGUGCCCCACUAGAGACCCGUAUGCGGAAUUCCUAAAAUGCCUUCAUUCUAAAACGGGGGGCCUGGUUGAAGCACAGUAUCCUCGGGCGGCCCUCGAAGAUGACAGGGUACCCUGCCCCACUAGAGACCCGUAUGCGGAAUUCCUAAAAUGCCUUCAUUCUAAAACGGGGGGCCUGGUUGAAGCGUGUGAUCAGCAAAGUCCGUCGCAACAGUCUGGGCAUCCGCAAAUCUCUUCACAAGGUCCUCAAGGGGCAUCCGGCUCCGCAGAGUCGCAAGAUAGUAUAGCUGAGGGUACCGAUGAUGGUGAGCGCCCUGAAGGGCCCACGCAGGAGGGGCUUGCCAGAUCUCCGGGAUUUGAGGGGUCUGCGCUUUGCCCCCGCCCAACGGCUAAUCAUUCACUUUCCCGACAACAGGAGGAGCAGCAACAGGAACGGCAGCACCACAAUCAACACCAAGAUGAGUCAGGGCACAAAAUUAAUCUGCAGCUUGCUGAUGAGGAAUUGAGGGGUCUUUUGUCUCUUUGUCAGCUUUUAUGCAAGACACCAGGGGAAGGGAACAACACCGGGGCCUCUCCCGGAGCGGCGAGGAAAGGGGGGAUCCACCACGCAUGUGUAUCUCUGAAUGCCUCUGGCUCUCGUCUUUGCAUAUGUAGCCAUCCGAAUGCUACCCAAGCAGCAGGAACGGAGGAAAAUGCUGCUCCUCCAUCAAAUAGCAGCGAAGCUUCGGUUGGGGGUGCGGAGGAAGCUUGGGUAGGGGUCCAGACAGCGCAUACAUCGGGAGUUCCUGAGGCAACAGUCCUCCCUAUCGAGGCCGCAGCAGCAGCGGAAGCAGCCAUUACAAUUCAAGUACUCCUUCCAUAUUGCACAAGGGGAUGUAGACGAAAUAGCAGCGCGGGCAGCUACGCACAUGAUGUCAGAGCCGCUGGGGGUCCACCGUCCAUAGGGUCACCUCGAAGUGCAUGCAGCCUUGGGCGCACCUCGUGGGAUACUCGGGGAGGAGGGCAUAGGAUGGGGGGAGAGGGGGCCCCACGAGGUUCCCGGGGAUCUUACAAUGACCGCCUUAGGAGAUCCCAUCCGUUUUCUCUCAUGCGCCAUAGGGCUGGCGGAGGGAGAAGCUCCCUACAGCACCAGCAGCACCACCACCUGAUGUUGCAGCAUCUGCAGCAGCAUCACCCCAUGCAUGCGCUGCCCCCUAGUCGAGACCCUUACUGGCAGUCGACGCGGCCAUUCUCAACCCAGGCGACCUUGCUUGGGGCUUCCUUGGAGGGACCGUCAUCGGCUGCAGCGGGAGUCCCCAUGGGGCCAAGCGGCAUUUCUCAGUGGCGUGGGGAAGAUGGCAACUCGCCUUCUGCCGCUGGUGCAACGGCUGGAGAGGGGUCGCCUGCCGGAGGAAUCGGGAGGAGACGCAUGCACGGAGGGAUGCCACGCCAGGGGUACCCGUUGGGUCCUGGGGGCGCCUCUGGUUAUCAGCAGGGCCGCCAUAUCGCAGCAUUUUCGCCCAUGGUUGCAGCGAGGGGGCAGCCACCGCAGCAAACCCGCGGAUACGCUGCAAAUUCAGGUGUUGGGCUGCCCCGUCCUAUCGAACCCAAAGAAGCUGGAGGGUUGCCGAGGAGGUCUUUUGGAUGGAGCCACUACGUUCCAUUGGGAGGACCCAGUGGUGACCAGACUGCGACAAGGCACGCUGUAGCUUUCAAUGAGGAACGACGAAGCAGCAGCAACAGCAGCAAAAGCAGUAGCAAAGGCAGCGUCGCCGACCCCAGGGGCCCUCGGGAACGGUGUGACGGAGCGGCUGCUUCAAAAUUUGGACAGCAGCAGCUAGUGCAUCAGCAACAAGAUAUGCCAGCAUCGGGGGGCUCCUACGCUGCAGCACUGACAGGGCAGCAGGGGCCCACAAGUCCUCCUACACCUGCCGGGAAGCAGCAGGAGCAACAGCAGCGGUACCACGGAGGAGACGGCGUUGAGAGAGGGGAAGUACGGGCAUCCGUUGUUAGUGAUUUGUCGGAAGAUGUGGGGGAGAGCGGCCCUUCCAGGCUCAUCCGUGGACGCUCUGGUGACUGGACCUUCAGUGGAGCCGCCAGCAGCAACCGCAACAGCAGCAGGAGCGCGCAAGCUACAGGCAUGGUGGCUUCACAUAGGACCCCCCAGCAGCCAUCUGAUGGUCAAACUCCGCAGUGGGGGGCCGAAGGCGGUGUAUCAGGGACUCCACCCACUCCCAGCAGCUGGUCGCGCCAGCAUCAGCUGCAGCAGGGAGCAACCCACCCUCGUGGGGGGAUUUGUCUCCCAUUAAGGAACACAAGAGGAGGGACCCCCAAUGCGGUUUUGCAGGGUUUGGGACUGCAUGUGGCGACGCCUUCAGCUGCCCCGAGUAGAGUUGCUCGCUACCGCGAUGCAGGCCAUAGACAAGGGGGGACUCCAGGGGGUCCUGCAUGGAACAUCCCAGAGCCACCUCAACAACCCCCGCCGCCUCCUCCUCCUCCUCCCGCCACUCCGAGUGGGGCUAUUGCGGGCGUAGAGGCUCAGUCAGAAGGCCCUCGAGGGCCUACGCAUAGGCGUAAUUGGGCUGCGGUAGUAGGGGCCCCUGCAUCGGCCUCUAGCGGGGGCGUUCGAGCCCGGGGCACCCCCGCUUCCCCACCUGCAGCAUCAGGUACAGCAACAGCAACCUCUCCAGUUGCUGCUUCGGGAGUCCCCCGCCCUGCCUCGGCUGCAGCACGGCCAUCUUCGCCGUCUCUAGAGAGAGAGGUUCUUUCCCAGAAGGCCUCCUCUGAAGGGCAUGCCCGCAAAGGGGGUUCUGCGGAAGACGCUGGAGGGACAUCUCCGGCACCAGCAACAAGAGCAGCACCAGAAGGAGCACCUGCAGAGGAUAGUUCACAGCAUCCUGAUGACCGCUUGCCUUCUAGGGGAUCUGCGGAGCUCAGAAAGUCGACACCUCAGUGGGGUACACGCUCCACAGCGGGGGGGCCCUCUCAAGACCCUCACAGCAAAGCAGCAGCCCCUAAGUGGGCCAUUGGGGGUCCCUCGGGGGGCCCCCGCACGGCUUCUUGGGGAUCGCGCACGGGCACAGAAGACGCAGAUGGGACUUCUAGGCCGUCAGAGCACCAGCACCAGCAGCAGCAAUGGGAUGGGUCUUCUACACCGCCUUCAAGAGGCCACUCCUGGGCGGGAGACUCCACAGGCCUGUGGAGACCGGGGCCUCCUUCCUCGGGAGACCUCUCGGGUGAGGGACCCCCGCUUGACGGGCGUUCUCAUCCAUCGAGGGGACUCUCCACGUCCCCUCCUCCGGAGAGGGGCGUCCCGGUAAAGCAACGGGAGACUCCAUCUCUAACGGGCGAUUUGCUCUCCCUCAAGCUGGAGGAUAUAGCACUUCUCAGCGCGGCUGACAAGGCAAAGGCCCUGCUUGUGGCCAAGCAGCAAGUCGCGGCUCUGCAGGAUGCAGCGGAAUGGCGGACAGCCACAAGCAAAAGGGAGCGGAAAAAGUCCUCUGCCUCGGGAAGACACGCAAAGUCUCAGCUCGAUCAUUUGCUUGCGGUGCAGCAGCUGCUGCUGCAACAGCAGCAGGCACAUCAGGAGGGUGAGGAGACCACAGCUGAAGGGCAGCAACGAACCUCCCAGCCAGACAGAUCAGAGGGCAUCAAAGAGACACAAAACUCGGGCUAUGGAGGGCUGACCGACACGGGUCAAAAGACUAGUCCUGGCGCUACACCAGGGGGAGAAGCGAGAGGGGCAGACACUCCGCCGUAA